GUCGAGGGGCGGGCUAAAGGAGGCGCGAUUUCCGAGCUCAUGGCGGCUCUGUUCCUGGGCGCGGGCCGGAUAAUGCGGCUUCCGAGUUGUCAACUUUGGCCUCUGUUACCUCGCGGUUUUGGUGUUUGGGGCCCAGCUGAGGGGACCGCGAGCGUCUUGCUGAGGCAACUGUGCGCGCAGCGAGAGGAGACGUGGCGGGUCUCGGGGCUCGCCGGUAGCUGCCUGGGAAACCGGCUCCUUAGCACUGCGAUGCCGCCACCCCCGGGAGCGUCGGGACCCGACCCGAAGGGCCGCAGAGACCCCUCGCGUCCCUCACAGCCUGGGCCUGUUUCUUGGAAGUCUUUAGCGGUCACAUUUGCUAUUGGAGGAGCUUUAUUGGCUGGAAUGAAGUACUUCAAGAAAGAAAAAACAGAGAAGUUGGAGAAGAAACAGCAGCGAAGCAUUGGAAAGCCUUUACUUGGGGGCCCAUUUUCCCUCAUAACUCAUACUGGAGAACCCAAAACUGAUAAGGACUACCUGGGUCACUGGGUAUUGAUUUAUUUUGGUUUCACUCAUUGCCCUGAUAUCUGUCCAGAAGAACUAGAAAAAAUGAUUCAAGUCGUGGAUGAAAUAGAUAGUAUUCCAACUCUGCCAAAUUUAACUCCACUUUUCAUCACUAUUGACCCAGAGAGGGACACAAAAGAAGCCAUUGCAAAUUAUGUGAAAGAAUUUUCUCCCAAACUGGUUGGCUUGACUGGCAGAAAAGAAGAGAUCGAUCAAGUGGCCAGAGCUUACCGAGUGUAUUACAGCCCUGGCCCCAAGGAUGAAGAUGAGGAUUACAUAGUGGAUCAUACAAUAAUAAUGUACUUAAUUGGACCAGAUGGCGAGUUUCUAGAUUAUUUUGGCCAGAACAAGAAGAAUGCAGAAAUAGCUGGUUCAAUUGCUGCGCACAUGAGGGAACAUAGGAAAAAGAGCUAGCCAAAGCAGCGCUGCCAGUGCAGUGUUCUCUUGCUAAAGAGGAAAGAGGCUUUAUCUCCCAUAGGAGAAAUACACACACACAACCUACAGAAUGGCCUUCAUACCAUGGGAACAUCUAUAUUUCGGACAAGGCAUGUUACCCUUGAGAUCAGCCAACACAGAUUCUUGGAAAUGUAAAGAUCACAACCCAAAGACAAGCCACAGUCUUCCAAAUAGCUGCUGCAAAACUGGAGGACCAAGUUAAUGUGAAGCCAGUGGAAUGGACCUCAGGGAAGGACAUAGCCGGGAAAGGCACAUCUGGUGCGUUUCCACACGUGAACAGGCCCUUUGGUCAGCGUUGCUGCCUCUCCAGUGACUUGGACCCUUGCUCAUACAGGUUGUGGAACUGAAUUUGCAGGAAGAGUAUAAUUUCCAUAAAGUCGUUGCUUCCCCUUCGAGUUCUGGUGGCUAAUAACAGGCAAAUUAGACACUCAGCCAUAAUCUUUAUACUUGAAAGCAUAAGUGUAGUCUUUCUUGUGAACAAAUAUCACUGUUAGGUUUGCAUUGCAUUCCACUGUCAGUGUAAGCAAGAACUAAUUUGACUAAUGAAGAAGAAGUCUAUUGUUUGGGGGAAAACCAUUAGAUUAGUUUCUCUAGGGAUCUUUUAUGUGAUUUUUUAGACAAAUGAUGUGCUAGGUUUUCAGUGACAUACCAAGUAGAAAGAAGAGGAUAUUGAUCAUGAAUGUGAUGCAGAGUGCUUUUCUGCCUGUACUAAAUUGCACUGUGUGUGAAAUAAAUGUGUAUUCAGUUUUGCAACUUGGACAAGCAUGACCUUUUCUCUUGGGAGAAGAGUGAGUGUGCAUAGAUGGCAGUGCACAGCUCUCAGAGCAGAGACCCACAGACCCAAGUGAGUGGGUAGGUGGAUGCUUGUUAAAGUUCAGGUUGCCAGGCCUAGAACUGGAUUCACUGAGUGUGGGGUAUGAUGUGGAGACCUGUGUUCUUAAGAGACAUCUCAAACGCCUCAGAUGCUGAUAACCUGGGGUUCAUGCCUUGAGAAAAUUUUGUAAGGAAACGGGUUUUGAUCUGGCCAAGUGAAGACUUGACCCAUCUUUUGGUAUGUCAUUUAAAGUGUUGUACACAUAGUCAACCAUUCAGGAACACGAUUGUUGAGUGAUGAAAUGAAUCUUGGCUUUUGUUCCUGAAUUUCGCUUUGCGUGGUGCCUGGGCUUAAGUGUCACCUUUUCUCACCGGAAGCUUCCUAGGGCAAAGUUCUGUGAAAGUUUUUCAGUAGGUCCUAAUGCCGCAGACAUAGUGGCUAGUCAGACAACAGAUUUCUUUGUACAUUGUUUAUGUUUUACAUGCCCACAAUACAAGCCUGUCUUUUGGUUUUUAA
This is a messenger RNA of Pteropus alecto (black flying fox), 2329 nucleotides long. It is a transcript of the gene SCO1, whose product is annotated as protein SCO1 homolog, mitochondrial. Gene Ontology annotation, biological process: mitochondrial respiratory chain complex IV assembly. NCBI's taxonomy places the organism in Eukaryota, Metazoa, Chordata, Mammalia, Chiroptera, Pteropodidae. The transcript has 6 exons. Bases 40 to 957 code for a protein of 305 amino acids. The record is from RefSeq and is a predicted model, not a curated record.